AUGAUUAUCAGGAGGAUUCGAGUAAUCGGUCAAACAGGCAUUACAAACUACAGUGAUCUAGUAGUUUUUCUUAUCCAGUGCAUUCUUCCCUCAAAAAUGAGAAAGAAGAAAAUUAGUGGUUGGUGUGAGUUUAUUGGGUAUAUAGGAAGUAUUAGUUUGAAAUUUAGGAAUUUGAGGAGGAUUGGUGAAGAUGAGGCGAGUUUGACAGCGAGCAUUGAAAUUGCGGUGGCCAGAGGUAUUGGGUGUGGAGAGGAAGAGGAAAAGUUGAGGAAAUUGGGAGAGAAGAAGACGAUGAAGAGGCUUUCUACUGUGCAAGAUUUAGCCGAUGGUUUAAUGGCUUUGGCCGAUAUUCGAGACGGAAAGGGAUGGCUUUCGGAACAUAAAAUAAGUAUUUUCACGUGUUUUUUAUAG
This is a messenger RNA of Ilex paraguariensis (yerba mate), 411 nucleotides long. The record is from the annotation of a GenBank genome assembly. NCBI's taxonomy places the organism in Eukaryota, Viridiplantae, Streptophyta, Magnoliopsida, Aquifoliales, Aquifoliaceae.